Besnoitia besnoiti is the source of this 1260-nucleotide messenger RNA. RefSeq names its product tetratricopeptide repeat-containing protein. Gene Ontology annotation, molecular function: protein binding. The record is from RefSeq and is a predicted model, not a curated record. The coding region runs from base 1 to 1260 and encodes 419 amino acids. NCBI's taxonomy places the organism in Eukaryota, Apicomplexa, Conoidasida, Eucoccidiorida, Sarcocystidae. The transcript has 5 exons.
AUGGCGCAGAGCCCCGCAGCUGCAGCGGGCCAGCCGGGGGCAGUCCUGGAGGACGACGACGGGCUCCUCGAUUGGAACGUCUCGCCCGAGUAUCUGCAGCAGUUGCAGGAAAAGUACAGGCAUGAGAAUUUUCCGCUCUUCAUGGAUGAGCUGCCGAGCAAUUUGGAAGACAACCCGCACCUCGUUGCGCUCCAGCAGCUCGCCUACGAGGGCGAAACGGCCAAGAGCGUCGCGGAGAAACUCAAGCAGGAGGGCAACAACUGGCUGACCAUCGGCGCGCGAAACGAAGAGGAAAAACUCGAACAGGAAGAGCGCGAAAAGGCCGCGGGGAAGCGAGACGAACAGAAGAGGAACAAAAAGAGAUACAACGCCAAAAUGGCGCUGGAGUGCUACUCAGCCGGCCUCGACCAGCAGUGCGGCGACAAGCCGCUCGAGGCCGUGCUGCUCUCGAACCGCGCACAGUGCCACUUGGUUCUCGGCGAGCUUGUCUCUUGCGUGAACGACUGCCGAGCGGCUCUGCGUCUUGACCCGGACAACGUCAAAGCCUACUACCGGGCGGCGCGCGCUUCACUACUGCUCGAGCUGUAUAGACAGAGCGUGGCGUUUGCUGUCGCAGGGCUCCAGCGCGACCCCGAGAACGCUCAGCUGAAGCAGGUCAAAGCGGAGGCCCAGGAGCUCUGGGAGAAGCGCCAGGGCAAGAAGGACAGUCAUCGACAGAAGGAACUCAGCGACGCUAAGAAAACACCGUCCGUGUCAGACGUCCUUCACACGCGCGGCAUCUCUGUGGUCGCGCCAGUUUACUCCAUCGCGCCCAUCGUCUCUCACUGCUCGGGGCCGUACGUUAAGCGCGACGAGAAGGGCUUCCCGCGUCUGUUUUUCACCGUGGCGCUGCUGCUGGACGAGGUCAUGGUCAGCGAGACGAUCGUGGACUUUGACGAAUGUAACUGCCUCGGCGAUUACUUGAGUCACAUGUUUCCUUUGUCUUCGAAGCGACAGGAGGGAGACCCUGACUCCCCGUCGUGGGACGUGGAGAAAAAAUACACGGUAGACCGCCUGUGCGCCUACUACGAGUGCGGGAUGCCUGGCGACCUGCUCUUUGACGUGCCGCUUGACAUGCCGCUGAUCGUCAUGCUUCAAAUCGUCAAACGCAUUGCAGGGAUCCCCGUCUUUCACAUCCUGGUAAGAAGCCAUUUGUUUCUGUGGCCUUGCUCCUCACGUGAGCUUGCCGCUGACAGCGAACGAGGCGGGCGCAGCGCGUGA